Neurospora tetraspora is the source of this 2428-nucleotide messenger RNA. RefSeq lists its product as uncharacterized. NCBI's taxonomy places the organism in Eukaryota, Fungi, Ascomycota, Sordariomycetes, Sordariales, Sordariaceae. The transcript has 4 exons. The coding region runs from base 242 to 2293 and encodes 683 amino acids. The record is from RefSeq and is a predicted model, not a curated record.
AAUGAUAGACUGUGACCAUGUGGUAUCUAUCGGCUUUAUAUACCGGGAACUACCCCUUUCCCAGACAUGUUCUCUCGUAGUUUUUGUUGUUUCUGUUCUUUUCACGUCAGUGGUCUCUCCAGAGUCUCUCUCUCCUCCCAACUUCCGAGUAUUCCAACAACCGGAUGAGGCCAGCACCGUGAAACGCCUACCUCUACUACCAUACAACCUACUACAUCAUACCCUUCAAUAACCGCCCAACAUGUCCUCCACCAACAAACCCACAACCACAAACACCACAACCCCAGAAGGCGUCCCCGGCCUCCUCCUAGGCCACUCAACCCCCCACCCCUUCUCCCUCAUCCCCCUCUCAUCUCGCUCCUCCGUCCAACGUCUCCUCACAACCCUCCUCGACCCCCUCCUCCCUUUCUUCUCCCCCCUCAAAUCGCGCAUCCGAAUCCCCGGCGCCACCGCCGUCCGAUUCGACCAAACCGCUUCAGAAAUCGAAGGUCUUGCCCGCCCCCUUUGGGGUUUGGCGUGUCUGUUAGCCGGAGGCGGGGAGUAUGAAUACAAAGAUUGGUGGAUCGAGGGGAUACGGAAUGGAGUACAGGAAGAAGAAGGGGGAGAAGAGUUUUGGGGAUGGCCGAGGGAUAAUGAUCAGAGGAUGGUGGAGAUGUGUCCGUUGGGAUUUGCGCUUGCGGUGGUGCCGGGGUUGUGGGAGGGGCUUGGGGAGAGGGGGCAGAGGGGGGUGGAGAGGUGGUUGGGGGAGAGGGUUAAUGAGAAAAACAUGCCCAACACUAACUGGCUGUGGUUCCGCGUCUUUGCCAACCUUGGAUUAAAGAAGAACGGAGGAAAGUUCUCUCAGGAGAGACUGGAUGCUGAUAUUGAGCAUCUCAAUACGUUUUACCGUGGUGAUGGCUGGUCGAAUGAUGGACCGGAGGGUAUUCAUCAAAUGGAUUACUACUCUUCGAGCUUCGCUAUUCACUUCCUUCAGCUACUUUAUGCCAAACUGGCCGGCGAAGAUGAACCCGAACGGGCUGCCGAGUUCAAGAAGAGGGCACAGAUCGCCGCAUUGGACCUGGUACACUACUAUGACAAGGAGGGCCGCGCCAUCCCCUUCGGCCGCAGUGUCGGCUACCGCUUCGCCAUGGUCUCCUUCUGGGGCGCCCUCGCCUACGCCGACGUCGAGCUCCCCGCCCCUCUAACCUGGGGCAUGGUCAAGGGCAUCGUCCUCCGCCAUCUCCGCUGGUGGCAAACACAAGACAACAUAUUCAGCCCCGCCGGCACUUUAACCAUCGGCUACUCCUACCCCAACAUGUACAUGGCCGAGAACUACAACAGUCCCGGCUCGCCCUACUGGGCCUGUCUAGCCUUCAUCUGUCUCGCCGUGCCCGAAACACACCCCUUCUGGACCUCCUCGGAAGAAGACCCCUGGCCGCUCAUCCCCGCCAUCAAACCCCUCCCGCAACCGGGGCACAUCAUGAGCAACCUCGGCGGCCACUGCAUGCUUCUCUCCUCGGGCCAGGCCUGCUCCUACCCGAUGAAGGGCACACACGCCAAGUACGGCGCCUUCGCUUACUCCUCCGCCUUCGGCUACUCCGUUCCCCCCGGCUGCUUCACGCUCGAGCAAUACGCCCUGGCCUCGCAGCUGGGGUUCUCCGACGACGGAGGCGAGUACUGGAAGACCCGCCGGCUCUCCACGUCUCGCCUAGUCACGAAAGAAAACAACCCCGUGCUCGUCUCCGACUGGACACCCUACCCAGACGUCUUCGUAACCACCUACCUCCUCCCUCCCACCGAAGCCGCACCGAACUGGCACCUGCGCGCGCACCACAUCCGCGCUGAGGGGGGGCGCGAAGUCAUGACAGCCGACGGGUCCUUCGCCAUCCUCAACGAGCGCACACCCGACGGUCGGUACCUAGACCUUUACGAUCCGGAGAAAUGCGAGGGUACCUUCCCAAAACUGAUUGGUAACUAUGACCUCAACACACCCGAAGCGUGGGCUCCCGCUAAACAGGGAGCAUUCGCGGUGUCAAGGGCGGGAGCGGUGGGGAUUAGAGCGUUGGAGAUUGAGAAGGAGGGCAGAGAGGCCAUGUUGGUGAAUGCGGAUCCGAACUCGAAUUUGGUGGAGAGCAGGACGACGAUUCCGACGUUGCAGCAUAGGAUUAAGAAGGGGGAGAGGUGGUGGUAUGUGACGGGGAUUUAUGCGAAGCCGGCGGGCGAGGGGGUGGCUAAAGAAAGUUAUUUGGAUGGGUGGGAGAGGGGGCCCGAAGUGCCGGGGUGGUUGAGGGAGGUUAUUGAGAAGGGGGAGUGAGUGAGGAAGGGGUUUAUGAUGAGAAAAGAAAAGAAAGAACGGGGGGUGGGUGGCCUUUGAAAAUGAGUUUUUAUAUUAUGGGGGUAUCCAUCCCAAUCGUGUUUGAAAUUGGGUGUUUAUCAUACUUUUUUGUUG